AUGGUACUCAUGGACAACGCGGGCUUCCAGCCAGACGCCGAGGCGGCGUUUGGCGCAUGCCGCACGGGCAGGGGCUGGCGCUGCCCAACAACCGGCGCGCGCCCGACGGCUGACCGCCGCAGCCUAAGAACUCCCGGCGCCAAGCAACAGCAGCAGGCAGCAGGCAGCAGCAAGCAGCAACGGGUUUUCCCUCUCGCGGUGAGCUGAAACCGCCACCUCCGAUGUGC
Molecule: messenger RNA, 227 nt
Organism: Gryllus bimaculatus (two-spotted cricket)
Lineage: Eukaryota; Metazoa; Arthropoda; Insecta; Orthoptera; Gryllidae
Source: the annotation of a GenBank genome assembly